This is a messenger RNA of Tachysurus vachellii, 5695 nucleotides long. RefSeq names its product formin-like. The record is from RefSeq and is a predicted model, not a curated record. Gene Ontology annotation, cellular component: nucleus; endoplasmic reticulum membrane; actin filament. Gene Ontology annotation, biological process: actin nucleation. The transcript is spliced from 17 exons. Gene Ontology annotation, molecular function: microtubule binding. Lineage: Eukaryota; Metazoa; Chordata; Actinopteri; Siluriformes; Bagridae. Bases 702 to 4565 code for a protein of 1287 amino acids.
GUAAGUUUGAGUAAUAAGAUACCUGGCUGUAAAUGUUCUUCCCAAGGAGUAAGGAGGGGGAAAAAAUAAGGUAGGGAGGUACAGAGGCAUAGGUAACACGGUGUGACGCACUCUACACGAAGCCACGCAGAUUUUCACAAAGACAGCACUGAACUUUGGUAGACCUACAGACUGUUGCAUGUUUUCAACGAGAAGGAAGAAAUCACAGAGGCCGGGAGUCUGCCAUGCGGAAAAUGCACGCCAAGGAUAUUUCUGGACCCGUUUUCAUUCAAAGCUUGAAGAGAAGUAUAACUUUUUAGCUUCCAUAAAGAUUAUUGAAACUGCCAGUGCUUGUAAACACGAUUCAUUUGAUAUGGGCAGAACUGUCAGCUGAAUGAAGCCCUAAUCUGUAGCACUGGAAUGUCUGCUUUUUGUUGAAAGAACUAAAAAUGUCAUGUGGUGGAAAAGAUUCACGCUAAUGUUUUGACAAGCACACAGUUUGAAUACAGCUUUAUCUGCCUAAAGGAAGCAAGAUAAGAGGGGAUUUUAUUGAGGCUAUAAUCGUAGCCCUCCUGAAGUGGGCAAGAACAAACAGGGGAUUUGCUCUGACAAAAGACUUCUGUUUUCUCAACCAAAUGAGCUCUUUGUGACACUGACUGGAUACACAGGGGUGAUCUAACUGGUAUUUUAAGUGGAUUCGGGAAAGCUGUUAAAUUCCUGUCAUGGAAGGGAACAAUUCACCUGGGUCAUUACUCCAUAAGUUAUUAGCCUCACCUAGGUUUGCAAAAAGAGAAUCUCAGCAGCAACCCGGGGAAAGUACUGUGUUAAAGUCGUUCCGGACGUUGCCCAAGGAAGAGACGUAUGAACACCCUACUAACCAUAGUGAUAUUAAUACCAGCUGUGUCCGUGUUGGUUCUCCAAAUGAAGAAGUUUUACAGAGGUCUCCUUUUCUUGAUUGGAGAAGGCCCUUUUCUUCUUCCUUUGCUGACUUAAACUCAGAUGUAGUUCAAGUCACCAGAGUGGAGACCUACAUUGACAAUGAAAAUGAAGAGGAGAAAGUUAUUGACAAUGAAGAUGAAGAGGAGAACGUUAUUGACAAUGAAUAUGAAGAGGAGAAAGUUAUUGACAUUGAAAAUGAAGAAGAGAAAGUUAUUGACAUUGAAAAUGAAGAAGAGAAAGUUAUUGACAAUGAAAAUGAAGAAGAGAAAGUUAUUGAGAAAUCCUCAUCUCUUGAACAGAACUGGGAUCUGCAUCAUCAUGGAAGGGAGAGUUAUUUUUCUAAGACACACUCCAUACUAUCUGAGUUGACGAGAGGAGAUGACAGAUCUCUUCUGAACAGGACGUGGUCUAUUGAGAGUUCUGACAGAAAGCAGGAGUCAUCUCCUUACACAGUAGAUGAUUUACGACACAAGAUUUCACCUAAAGGACUUCUGGUGGAUUCUUAUCAAAACAAUGGUGAUGGACAGAGAGUUUCUCCAUACAGGACUGAAGACUCUCUUCACGUUUCUCCAUCUAAAAUUGAGAGCUCUCCUUACAUUUCUGCGCUUAAGCUAUAUACAGAGUCUGAAGCUAUACCAGCAGCAGAUGGAAAUGUUUUGGACUCCGGGUUGCAUUCAGAAAAGCAAAUUUCCCACGAAGAAGAGAGUUGUGGAACAGCUACUCCAAAUACGAGUUUCAUCAGUUCAGAGUCCCUCAGCUCUAUAGCUGUUACCUCUCCAAGCUCCACUGUCCAGCCAGGAGGUGACAUGACAAAGGACGCUUUAUGGACGGAUCAGAAAGAGUCCAUAAAUGAUUCUGUACCAGGUGCUACAUCUCCUUCACAAGUCAUCACAGAGGACCUGCCUGCCAUCAAGAACACUACAUCAAUCCCAUCCACGUCUCCUACUCACAAAUCGCUCUCUACAACAUCAGCCAAGGAACCAUUCCAGAUGCCAGCGCUGUUCAGCGGUGUACGGGUACUAAAAAAAGGUGCUGUGGGAGACGAUCGAGAGACCGUGUCUGAAAUCAAGCAAAAGGAUACAGACCGGGCACUGCUGAGCCUGAAACAGCAUGUCAACAAAGCCAAACUCAAACAGCAUCAAACCAGCACCUCCACACACAAAAAGGGAACUGAUCCCAAAGCUGGGGCUGAGUCCAAAAAUCAGUGGCGGCGAAUGUUAAAUUUUGAUGAAACCCGCAAUGAGGAGAGCAUAGAAAAAGAGCCAAAGGGCAAUGAAGGCCUCAAUACAGGAGAGAAAUUACAAGCACAUGAUACACCAGGGGAGUCCUUCAAGUUUUUGUCUAGUUUUAAGCCCCUUUUUAAGGACAGUGUCGGAGAUACUUCAGUUGACGUAGAGGCUGUCAAGAAGAAAAGAAAAAAUGACAGAGAGCUACUGAAGUCCAUCUUUGAGAAACAGCCAAGCAAAUCAUUGAGCAUUGACAAGAGUCCAGGAGAAACUGAGCUCACCUCUCCAGGAGAAAGUGAGGACAGGACUCCCGGGAGACUUCAAGCAAUAUGGCCACCACCUAAGCCUAAUGAUGAAGUGGAAAAAGUGGGACUCCGUUACACCGAAGCAGAGCAUCAGGCUGCUCUUCUGCAAUUGAAGAGAGAAUGUAAAGAGGAAGUAGAAAAACUUCAGGCUGACUCCGAGCUCCGGGUGUUCCAGCUGCGUGGAGAGCAUGCAGUGGCUCUUACCCGACUGCAAGAAACCAUUGCUGAACUUCAGAAGGAUCGAGGCUAUACACAGAGCAAGGGAAAAGUGUGCGAUGCCUGUGUGUCCACCGAGGACGACACAUUUCUCAAAACCUAUCGCAACGUUUGCAUCCAAACCGACCGGGAAACUUUUAUCAAGUCCCCUGAAAGCGAGAAUGCCAAACCUGUUCAAAGCCUGCCUCGAAAACUCGACCUCGACUCCAUCACCCAGAAUCUGGGCGUGGUACCUGGAGCACCGCCUCCACCACCUCCUCCUCUGCCUGGCCAACUGCGCGUCUCACCAGCUUCAGGUUCUGCACCAGCACCACCACCCCCUCCUCCUCCUCCACCACCACCACCACCACCACUACUACCUGGAUCAGUGCCACCACCCCCUCCACCUCCUUUACCUGGAGCCGGGGCUGCACCACCGCCACCUCCACCCCUUCCCGGAGCUGGUCCUCCACCCCCUCCUCCUCCACCACCUGGAUUGCCAGGAGCUCCACCCCCACCUCCACCUAUUUCAGGGGGUGGUCCACCACCUCCUCUGCCCACCUUUGCAAUGGCAAUGGAAAAACCACCACGCAAACCAGCAAUUGAACCAACAUGUCCAAUGAAGCCACUCUACUGGACUCGGAUUCAGCUUCAAGACAAUAAUAACACGCUGUGGGAAUCUCUUGAAGAGCCAGAUAUCGUUGACCCAAAAGAGUUUGAAGAGCUUUUCUCCAAAGCCACAAUGCAGCCAAAGAAGAAACCUCUUUCCGACACAUAUGAGGAGAAGCCCAAAGCCAAGAAGAAAAUCAAGUUAUUAGAUGGGAAACGUUCUCAAACCGUGGGGAUCCUAAUAUCCAGCCUUCAUCUGGAGAUGAAGGACAUUCAGCAAGCUGUUCUUACUGUGGACAACUCUAUAGUGGAUCUGGAGACGCUUGAAGCGUUAUAUGAAAAUAGGGCUCAGAAUGAUGAACUGGAGAAGAUCAAAAAACAUCACGAGAACGCCAAAGAGGAUGAAGUCACACUUUUAGAUAAGCCUGAGCAAUUCCUAUAUGAACUGGAUCAGAUCCCGGAUUUUUCCGGCCGAACUCACUGCAUCAUAUUCCAGUCAGUGUUUCUAGACUCCAUAGUGUCUAUCCACGGUAAAGUGGAGAUCAUCUCCAGAGUGUGUAAGGGUCUGUUGGAAAUCAAUAGUGUAAGAGACGUGAUAGGUCUUAUCCUGGCCUUCGGGAACUAUAUGAAUGGCGGGAACAGGACCAGAGGGCAAGCUGACGGCUUUGGCUUAGAAAUUCUUCCCAAGCUGAAGGAUGUCAAGAGCAGGGACAAUCGCAUCAGUCUGGUGGAAUAUGUGGUGUUAUACUACCUGCGAAACAUGGACAAGGACGCAGGUACGGAUAAGAGUAUUUUCCCACUGCCUGAGCCUCAGGACUUCUUCCUCGCUGCUCAAGUCAAGUUUGACGACCUCUUCAAAGACAUGCGGAAGCUAAAGAGGGAUCUCACAGCGUGUGAAAAAGAUGCACAAAAAGUGUGUGCCAACUCCUUAGAAGAACACCUUCAACCAUUCAAAGACAAAAUGGAUACUUUUCUCACCACUGCAAAAGCAAAGUAUGCGGCUGAAGAUGAGAACCUCAACGCUGCCCAGAAAAGCUUCAAGGAAAUGGUCACCUACUUCGGAGUCAAGCCCAAAUCUGGAGAGAAGGAAGCUUCACCUGACUAUGUUUUCUUACUAUGGUAUGAAUUCUGCAAUGAUUUCAAGAACGUAUGGAAACGUGAGAGUAAGAUCAUCUCUCAGGAAAGAAUAAAGGAAGCUCAGCUGAAUGUAAAAAAGAUCACGGCCGAGAAGAAAGUGGAGACGAAAAAGGUCAACGCCAACAGUCUGAAGGAGAGGCUGAGGCAGAAAGAGACAAACGUUCCCUCCAGCUGAAGAAAAAAAAAGAAAGUACAGACUGAUAAAGCAUUAUUUCAUCCAAUGUUAAGAGGGACAGUUUUGCACAGGAGUAUGUUGGUCUAUUCUGCCAUAAUGUAUAGUAACGUAGUGCUCACCAGAAAUCUGGAAAUCUGUGUUUCCCUCUUUUUGUGGACAUUCAAGUUCAAUCAAGAGUUGAGGGACUUAUCAGGAAAUGAGCCAUCUCUAUCUCCACGUGAAGGGUAGAGACAUCUCCUUGUAAAGGUGCUCCUGGUCAGAAAAGGUUCCACCGUACAAAUGAUUGCAAACCUUUCUGAAUUUCAGAAUCUCAGCUUCAUUUAAAACUUUGACAAAUUAAAUCUCAAUGGAUAAAAAAGAAAAAAGAAAGAAAAAGAAAAGAUAGUGAAGUGAGACGUCUGCAUUCAUUCAAAAACCAGGACAUUUAUUAAAAACCUUUUAACAGCCAUCUUGUAAGGCUUGAUGAAUUUAACGUGAAAAGAGAGAGACAGGCAGGAAAAGAGAGAGAGAGAGAGAGAGAGAGAGAGAGAGAGAGAGACACUUUGCCUAUAAAGGGUUUUUAUAAACUUCUAGGUCAUAAGGCUUUCUCUAUAUAUUUAUUUUCUAUAGAAUAUAUACAUUAGUGCAGACAGAAUGGCAGACUUCCAGAACUCGUCAGUCAGUAAAGACCUCACUUACACACCUCAAGUUACCAAUAAAACUCAGAGUUAGAGGAGAGAUAAAACUCCUUCAUCAGUCAGAGUUUUUUUUUUAAACAGUUUUGGUCUCGUCCCAUGAGUAAGGUGGUUUAAACUCUACGUACCUACUCGGUCUCCGUAGGUGUAGGUACUGUAUACGACAGUCACAUGCACUUUCCUGCUUGCAGCAGCAGCCCUUGUGCCACUUCCUUUUUACUAGAUACGAUUUACCUCCUUUACUACGUCUCCUGCACCUCACUUGUAGUUUCUAUGCAAGCUCCUUGCUGAACAACAGUUAUGGCUCAUGAGAGCCAUCGUGUCCAUGUACAAUAUAAUAUAUUUAUUUUCCUAACAUUUUGCUGAAGCUAAUAUCCUUUAAAUGGUGUGUUGAAAAGUGAACAAAUUAGUAAGCCUGUACCUGAAGAUGGAUAUGAAUACAUAUAUAAAUAUAUA